This is a messenger RNA of Eremothecium gossypii ATCC 10895, 177 nucleotides long. It is a transcript of the gene COA2, whose product is annotated as Coa2p. The record is from RefSeq and is marked provisional. Gene Ontology annotation, biological process: mitochondrial respiratory chain complex IV assembly. The transcript has a single exon. Gene Ontology annotation, cellular component: mitochondrial matrix. Bases 1 to 177 code for a protein of 58 amino acids. Lineage: Eukaryota; Fungi; Ascomycota; Saccharomycetes; Saccharomycetales; Saccharomycetaceae.
AUGCAUUUGAAGGCUGCCACCAGGAACAGAGUGACGAACAAGCUUUUUGUGACCACGUUUCUUGUGGCCUUUUCCAGCGUGGCGCUGGGAUCGGUGCUCCCGUGCCCGGCCCACAGCUUGGACUCAGACACGCCUGUGCGCGAGCGCAACGAGGGUGCUCGUGCCGCGCAGGAAUGA